AUGGAUCGAAUUGAAGAUGGGUCGGAUACCUCAUCUAUCAAGCCUCUGUCGUCGCUGCGAUCCAAGUUCGAGAGUUUGAGCAAGCAGCAGGACUUGUUGCCGUCUUCGCCUCGGGCACUUCGUCAGGCUUCUCCUAACAGAGAUGUACCUCCCCAGUCCCCUCUGGUCGGUGGGUCACAAGAGCCCAGAUCAGAAUCCUUUAUUAGCAGAGAAGAUAGUGCUCCGGACUUCCGUCUACAUAGAGAACGCCCCAACCCGUCUCGUACCAGACCUGUGUCGAUGAUAUCCAUAGCAUCGCUGUCACAGACUCCGCCUACGCUUGUAAUAGACUCUCCUCGCUCGCCACACAAGAAUUUUUCUGUGGACUUGCGUCCAAGUGUUGGCAGAUCCUACAAACGGCCCGUAACACCCGAACCUGGGACUGAGUCGCCCGUGAACGGCCAUGGAACGAAGUUAAGCAGGGGUGCGACGUCUAGCAUUGAAGGUCGUAUCAAUGCUUUCGUUGAGGCUUCCGAACGAAGUGCGUCUCCUUCUGCAAGCAAGGAUCCGACUCAGCUGUCGAAGAGCGAGGCGGGUAUUAAGCCAAUCCCACCACCAAUCAAUCGAGCAGCCAAACCAAAUAUACCUGCCAAAACAUUUCUGAAGACUUCUCUACCCAGAGCAUUGUCGCCACCAAAAACUCAAGCUGAUGUAAGCGAUCGUCCGAAUUCGCCGUUUGGUACGCCACCGAGCAGUCCGGAGUUUCCGCCGAAUCAUGCGACCAGCAAGCGGAUCGAGGAAAAGCCUCGAUCAAGCCUCAAACAAGGAGAUAACGUGGCACUGCGCUCUAGUGCAGACUUGCAAUCCUCUCAAUUGCAAAGAGUGCGUGGUGAUUCUGUAGCGUCGCUCGUAGAACGUGCCCGCACAGACUCAAAUGCCUCAUUCGUCGAAGAAUCAGAUUACCCUGAGUCAUGGCUCGCACACCCUUCGAGUCAUCAUGUUGCCCCCCUUCGUGAGCACAAUCCAUCGUUGCCCUCCAGGUAUCGUCAAGGCACUGCUCCCACCCUUCAACAAGACCACACAGGAGACCAUUCUCCGCCCAGACUUCCGGUAAGACCUGAGCUCCAAAUGCGAUCAGGCAGAGUAAGUCCGCCUAAACCGCGCUCAGGGCGAGUAAGUCCCUUGAAGACCCAGCUCCUGUAUGCAGACAUUGCAGCCGAGACCAACACUGCUGUACCAUCAUCGAUUUCUCCGAUCUCUCGCAGACUUCCUGUAAUAUCGUAUCAAGAAGCGGGAAAAGAGUACGGUAACAUGGGCGCCCCGCCUGUGCCGGCUCCUCGAAGAUCAACUGAAAGGCGGCGCGAACCUCCACCGCCACCGCCUGCACAGGUUACUAACUAUACUCGAGAGGUUGAAGUCAGCGCGGAACGGAACGGAGACCCUACGUCGACGAACGUUCAACAGAGCGACCCCCUGUUUAGUGAUCAAAGUGCUGCUAUCAGCGAUUUUCCCGAGACAGAAAAGUCCAAUCGCCGACCUCCAAGAUUCAAGCAACGCCCAUACCACAUUCCUACCGAAUAUGACACAAGGCUGCUUGCCAUUUGUGGCGAGUACGUCUGUACUACUGGUUAUAUAACCAAAGCAUGGAAUAUGCGCACAGGCGAGCUUCUCAUGAGCAUGGAGCAUCGGGAGACCUCUAAAAUGGCUUCUAUCAUUUUCAAGCCAUCGCCGAGCAUAGAUGACGAAGGAAAGCGUAUUUGGCUAGGAUCAUCAACUGGGGACAUUCACGAGGUGGACAUACAAUCUCGAAGAAUUGUCAAGACCAAAUCGCAUGCCCAUCCGAGGCGUGAAAUCAUCCGGAUGUUCCGCUUCGCGGCCGAGCUGUGGACAUUGGAUGACUCUGGUGAUCUUAAUGUUUGGAAACCAGACCAUAAAGGCAUCCCCAGCUUGGAUUCACAGUUUCUCAGCUGGCGUAUACCGCGGGGCCACGGCUUUGCGAUUGCGUGCGGGCCACAGCUUUGGAUUGCACAUGGGAAAGAGCUCCGCGUGUUUUCUCCAGGCGCACAGCAAGAUUCCGCGUUCCACAUCACGCGUAAUCCGCUCGUGCAAUCCAGUGCCGGCGAUAUCACUUGCGGCGCUAUCAUCGACAGUCAACCCAACCUAGUGUAUUUCGGUCACACUGACGGGAAAGUCAGCAUAUACGACAGAAGUGACCUUUCUUGUACUGCUGUCGUGACUGCGAGUUUGUACAGAAUCAUUUCGCUUUGUGGUGCUGGCGACUAUUUGUGGGCGGGAUUCAGCACUGGCAUGGCCUACGUCUAUGACACGAAGACGUCUCCUUGGACAGUGAAGAAAGACUGGCAGGCACACGACAAGCAGAUCUGUAGCAUAGUGUCCGACCCUUCUGGUGUUUGGAAGAUGGGUCGUCUUGUCGUCAUGACUCUCGGUCUCGACAAUCUAUUGAAAAUAUGGGACGGAAUCCUCGAAGAGGACUGGCUCAUGUCGCGCCUAAGUUCACGCGACUCAGAAUAUUCCUCCUUCAGAGAGUUGACGGCGGCAGUCUUGACUUGGAAUGCGGGGGCAAGCAAACCGAAUCACCUUCAGCACAGCGAGCGAGACAACAAUUUCUACCGGGACUUUAUCAGAUCAUAUACUGCCCCGGAUCUCUUUAUCUUUGGUUUCCAAGAGGUUGUUGAUCUCGAAGACAAGAAGGUCAUCUCAAAGUCUCUCUUCCGAAGCAAGAAAAAGGAUCCCGGUGAGCAGGAGCAUACUUCCCAGGUAUAUCGGGCUUGGCGAGAUUAUCUCGUGAGGAACUUGGAAGAACACGUUCCAGGUCGACACGGAUACACAUUACUACACACUGCCAGUAUGGUUGGUCUCUUCACCUGUGUCUUCGUCAAGACGUCGGAGCGAGCCCGGAUCCGCCACAUCCACACUUCUGAGGUGAAACGUGGUAUGGGUGGCUCCCUCGGAAACAAGGGUGCCAUUCUCAUCCGGAUGGUCGUAGAUGAUAGCAGUAUCUGCCUUGUGAAUUGCCAUCUUGCUGCUGGACAAACACAAACGAUCAAUCGCAAUAACGAUGCUGCCGCCAUUCUCGAAGCAAAGGUCUUGCCAGCAUUUCCCAUCCAAGACAACGAGAAAGCAAAACACAGCGACGUCUUCACUAACGGAGGCGAUGGCAGUAUGAUCUUGGACCACGAAAUCUGCAUACUAAAUGGCGAUCUCAACUAUCGGAUAGAUACCAUGGGUCGCGACACUGUGAUCAAGCACGUUCAGCAGGGAAACUACGCACGCCUUCUGGAGCGCGACCAACUCCUGCUCAGUCGCAAGCGCAAUCCCGGGUUCCGACUCCGAGCCUUUCAGGAAUCCCCCAUCACCUUUGCUCCCACAUACAAGUACAACGUCAACACCGAUGACUACGACACUUCCGAGAAGCGACGCGCACCUGCAUGGUGCGAUCGGAUCAUGUAUCGCGGAAUUGGGAAGGUCAAAAUGGAGGACUAUCGCCGAUGGGACCAGAUUCGUGUAUCCGAUCAUCGUCCGGUCAGCGGAUAUCUCAGGCUUCGCGUCAAAACUGUCGAUAGUGGGCGGAGAGAGCGGAUUUGGAACCAAUGUUUGGACGAGUCGGAGGCAGUCAGGCAGCGGAUCGCAAGGGAUGUACAGCUGAGCUACUUGACCAAUAUCCUCGGAAUGUCACAGUCUGAAGCGAAAUCGGCUCUUCGGGGUUGA
This is a messenger RNA of Dissoconium aciculare CBS 342.82, 3708 nucleotides long. Its product is annotated as DNase I-like protein. The transcript is spliced from 2 exons. NCBI's taxonomy places the organism in Eukaryota, Fungi, Ascomycota, Dothideomycetes, Mycosphaerellales, Dissoconiaceae. Gene Ontology annotation, molecular function: phosphatidylinositol-4,5-bisphosphate 5-phosphatase activity; protein binding. The record is from RefSeq and is a predicted model, not a curated record. Gene Ontology annotation, biological process: phosphatidylinositol dephosphorylation. The coding region runs from base 1 to 3708 and encodes 1235 amino acids.